Messenger RNA from Boleophthalmus pectinirostris (great blue-spotted mudskipper), 1426 nucleotides. RefSeq names its product nidogen 1a (gene nid1a). The annotation marks the transcript as partial. The record is from RefSeq and is a predicted model, not a curated record. The transcript is spliced from 6 exons. NCBI's taxonomy places the organism in Eukaryota, Metazoa, Chordata, Actinopteri, Gobiiformes, Gobiidae. Gene Ontology annotation, biological process: cell-matrix adhesion.
ACUCUCUUCUGCCCUGGACAGAACUAACGGGCCGCUGAGCAGUCCCAGAGACGGUCGGGAACUAACGGAACAAUGGGCUGGAAAGAGCGAGGCUGGCUGCUUUGUGCCGCUGUUGUCGGGUUUGUGGCGAAUGUUCAGUGCGUAAAACGGUCAGACUUUUUCCCUUUUGGCCAAAGUGCUGGAGACCAGGUCCUGGAGCCAGGGACGGACAGGACGCACCAGCUUCAGCUGAACAAGCCCGUUCUGUUUUAUGAUAGCUCCUACAACCGCAUCUUUAUCAACACCAAUGGCUUUGUUGCUACAGCAACACCAACCAGAGAGUCGACCUAUCUCGGCAGCAUGCCCGCCAGCUUUGGCAUGAUCGCCACUCUACAAGGAGACCUGGACACGAGCGAUGGGGUGGGCAAAGUCUUCUUCAGACAAGAUGACAGUCCUGCACUUUUGAGGCAGGCAGCGGAGCACAUAAACAGGGCUUUUCCUGAAGACGACGAAGUUAACCCCACUCACGCUGUGGUGGUCACAUGGGUCGAUGUGGCAACGCAAGAGCAGCACAACAGAGGAGACGGAAUUAAGAAGAGAAACACUUUCCAGCUGGUUCUUGCGUCCCUUGAGACUGCGUCCUAUGCCAUUGUGCUGUAUGCUAGAGAUGGGAUACAGUUCACCUCUACACCAGCCAACGACCAGAAUGUGGUGAUGCAUGCAGGCUUCAGCAAGGGCCUCGUACGGGGUUUCCUGUUCUCGACUCAGGGGCAGUACUACCGCAUCUCCAAUGAUGACGAGAACUCUGUCAGAGCUCUGGCUGAGACGACCAACUCUGGCAUGCGUGGCGUCCAUGUUUUUGAGAUCGGUACUUACCCUCAUUUCUCAAAUGUGCAUCCGGGAGAGGUGACAGAGAUGCCCACCGAGGCCCCAGAGGAGGUGGAGUACUCCCCAUUUGAGGCAGAGAGAGGGCAAAUCCCAAUCAACCCAGUCCUAUACCAACCUGAGAACCCAGCGGUGGUGGUAGUGGAAGACACAGAAAUCGAUGUAGAUGUGUUUUCUUACAACCCUGGAGCAUGUGCGAAGAACAGAGACACAUGCUCACAGUUUGCUGACUGUAGAGAUUACCCUGGAGGAUACUGCUGCCACUGUCGCCCUGGUUUCUACGGCAAUGGUAUUCAGUGUGUUGCAGAAGGGAAGCCUCAGAGAAUGAAUGGUAAAAUGAAUGGGAAUGUGUACGUGGGCAGCUCUUCGACUCCAGUUCAGUUCAACAAUAACGACCUGCACUCGUAUGUUGUGGUGAAUGACGGACGCUCCUAUGUGGCCAUCAGCAACAUUCCCGACUCCAUCGGCCCCUCACUCAUGCCUCUCUCUGCUCUGGGAGGAGUCAUUGGGUGGGCGUUUGCUCUGGAGAAGCCCGGCUUUAAGAACGGCUUUGGGCUCAUUG